GGAAGGAGGGGUGGCCUGACCCCUCGGCAGUCCCUCCCCUCAGCCUUUCCCCAAAUUGCUGCUUCCCUGGGGCUGCAGGUCCCGCUUGUGCUCAGCUCCAGCUCACCGGCUGGCCACCGAGACCUCUGGACAGGGAAUUGCACCAUCCUCUUCUACCAGCAAGGGGGCUCCAGAGACUGCCCACCCAGGAAGUCUGGUGGCCUGGGGAUUUGGACAGUGCCUUGGUAAUGACCAGGGCUCCAGGAAGAGAUGUCCUUGUGGCUGGGGGCCCCUGUGCCUGACAUUUCUCCUGACACUGCAGUGGAGCUGUGGAAGCCAGGCACACAGGAUGCAAGCAGCCAGGCCCAGGGAGGCAGCAGCUGCAUCCUCAGAGAGGAAGCCAAGAUGCCCCACUCUGCCGGGGGCGCUGCAGGGGUGGGGCUGGAGGCUGCAGAACCCACAGCCCUGCUCACCAGGGCAGAGCCCCCUUCAGAACCCACAGAGAUCCGUCCACAAAAGCGGAAAAAGGGGCCAGCCCCCAAAAUGCUGGGGAACGAGCUAUGCAGCGUGUGUGGGGACAAGGCCUCCGGCUUCCACUACAACGUUCUGAGCUGCGAGGGCUGCAAGGGAUUCUUCCGCCGCAGCGUCAUCAAGGGAGCGCGCUAUGUCUGCCACAGCGGCGGCCACUGCCCCAUGGACACCUACAUGCGUCGCAAGUGCCAGGAGUGUCGGCUUCGCAAAUGCCGCCAGGCUGGCAUGCGGGAGGAGUGUGUCCUGUCAGAAGAACAGAUCCGCCUGAAGAAACUGAAGCGGCAAGAGGAGGAACAGGCUCAUGCCACAUCCCUGCCCCCCAGGGCUUCCUCACCCCCCCAAAUCCUGCCCCAGCUCAGCCCGGAGCAACUGGGCAUGAUUGAGAAGCUGGUCGCUGCCCAGCAACAGUGUAAUCGGCGCUCCUUUUCUGACCGGCUUCGAGUCACGCCUUGGCCCAUGGCACCAGAUCCCCAUAGCCGGGAGGCCCGUCAGCAGCGCUUUGCCCACUUCACUGAGCUGGCCAUCGUCUCUGUGCAGGAGAUAGUUGACUUUGCUAAACAGCUACCCGGCUUCCUGCAGCUCAGCCGGGAGGACCAGAUUGCCCUGCUGAAGACCUCUGCGAUCGAGGUGAUGCUUCUGGAGACAUCUCGGAGGUACAACCCUGGGAGUGAGAGUAUCACCUUCCUCAAGGAUUUCAGUUAUAACCGGGAAGACUUUGCCAAAGCAGGGUUGCAAGUGGAAUUCAUCAACCCCAUCUUCGAGUUCUCCAGGGCCAUGAAUGAGCUGCAACUCAAUGAUGCCGAGUUUGCUUUGCUCAUUGCUAUCAGCAUCUUCUCUGCAGACCGGCCCAACGUGCAGGACCAGCUCCAGGUAGAGAGGCUGCAGCACACAUAUGUGGAAGCCCUGCAUGCCUAUGUCUCCAUCCACCAUCCACAUGACCGACUGAUGUUCCCACGGAUGCUAAUGAAACUGGUGAGCCUCCGGACCCUGAGCAGCGUCCACUCAGAGCAAGUGUUUGCACUGCGUCUGCAGGACAAAAAGCUCCCACCGCUGCUCUCUGAGAUCUGGGAUGUGCACGAAUGACUGUUCUGUCCCCAUAUUUUCCGUUUUCUUGGCCGGAUGGCUGAGGCCUGGUGGCUGCCUCCUAGAAGUGGAACAGACUGAGAAGGGCAAACAUUCCUGGGAGCUGGGCAAGGAGAUCCUCCCGUGGCAUUAAAAGAGAGUCAAAGGGUUGGGAGUUUUGUGGCUUCUGAGCAGUGGAGCCCUCGCUAACACUGUGCUGUGUCUGAAGACCACGCUGACCCCACAAACGGAUGGGACUGGGGGCCACUCUGCACAAGGUUCCCCAGGGCCUGCCCAUCCUGCCUCCGCCACUUCCUGUUUUUCCCACAGGGCCCCAAGAAAAAUUCUCCACUGUCACUCUGUGGUAUGGCCAUAAAUGUCUCAGCGCCGCCUCACUGAUAGGUCUGGUACUGUUUGAACAGGAAGAUCAAAAUGA
Symphalangus syndactylus (siamang) is the source of this 2008-nucleotide messenger RNA. RefSeq names its product nuclear receptor subfamily 1 group H member 3 (gene NR1H3). Gene Ontology annotation, cellular component: RNA polymerase II transcription regulator complex. The record is from RefSeq and is a predicted model, not a curated record. Gene Ontology annotation, molecular function: nuclear receptor activity; zinc ion binding; RNA polymerase II cis-regulatory region sequence-specific DNA binding. Gene Ontology annotation, biological process: lipid metabolic process; negative regulation of inflammatory response; negative regulation of transcription by RNA polymerase II. NCBI's taxonomy places the organism in Eukaryota, Metazoa, Chordata, Mammalia, Primates, Hylobatidae.